Messenger RNA from Tuber aestivum (summer truffle), 2564 nucleotides. The record is from the annotation of a GenBank genome assembly. Lineage: Eukaryota; Fungi; Ascomycota; Pezizomycetes; Pezizales; Tuberaceae.
AUGACGAGCACUCACUUCGACGUUAUUAUAGUUGGAGCCGGUGUGUGAGAACCUUCCACUCUCUCCCUCCCCUCAAUCAGCCUAUUACCUGCCUUACCUACCUUACUCGCGAUACCUACCUUGCCGAAAUUUCCCCAUUGACCAAGUAUUACACCCUGCUAAGACUUUUCAACGCCCUUAAUCAGGUCCCUUCGGCAUCAUUGCUGCAAAAACCUACCUGGAGCUGAACCCCAUAGCUUCCUUGGCGCUGCUGGAAACUGAUACUUCCCUGGGUGGAGCUUGGAGCAAGAGCCGAAUCUACCCGGGCAUGUACUCGCAGUCCCCACUGGGGAUGAUCGAGUUCAGCGACGUGCCGAUGAAACCAACACCACAGCACUAUAAGAAUUGCGUCCCCGCACACCAUGUACACGAAUAUCUGGCGUCAUACGUUGCAACCCAUAUAUACGAUGGAAAGAGCAUACGGGACAGGAUUCACUUGGAUACCCGCGUUGUCAGUGUUCAGAAGUGGUACGGUCCGCCGGAUGGAGCGGGCAAUCGCAGUGGGAGGGGGGGGAGUGCUUGGGUUGUGGGCACGGAUCGUGGACAGACCAUUAUCUGCUCGAAAAUUAUGAUUGCUGGUGGGAUUACGUCGAGGCCGUAUAUUCCGUUUUUCAACGCACCGGAUUUCACACCCCCUAUACUGCAUACGGAGGAUUCGGCGAGACUGGCGCCGACGCUCAUGGAGCCGGGGUGCGUGCGGAACGUGAUUGUCAUUGGGGGGUCGAAAUCCGCGAUUGACGCUGUUCAUAUGUUCAUUUCUGCUGGGAAACAAGUGGAUUGGAUUAUUAGCGAUAAGGGAUCGGACCAUCCUGGGAUGUGCGUGGCGGGGCGUGCCCCGGUCUACUUCAAGAGGUCGCACCGGAUAUUGUCGACGAGGUUGAUGUCCAAGCUAAGUCCUUGCAUAUUCCAACCGCCAGACGGCUGGAUGCGCUUCUUUCACCAGACGAGAGUGGGCCGAUGGACCACUAACACGGUCUGGAGCACUAUGCAAUCGGCCUGGCUUAAGGCGGCGAGAUACGGGCGUAGUGGCGAUAUGUCUAGUCUCCGACCCCAACUCCCGUAAGUCCCGUUUCCCCCCAGAUCACAGCCCAUCACCAACUAAGGUGAUGGAAAAAGUAUGUUCUGGCGCUCCGAUGACAUUGGCGUAUCCAAUCCCCACAACUUCUGGAGGACUAUGAGCCAAGCAAAUGUCCACCGCUCCUCCAUAGACCGGGUUGAAAACUCCUCGGUAGUCUUGGCAAACACCACCACCCUCCCGUGCGACCUCCUAAUCAUGUCUACUAGCUGGGAAGUAACUUUCCCCUUCUUCGCCCCAGCAGAUGCCUCAACCCUCGGCCUGCCGGUACCAACAUCCCACCAAUCUCUCCUCGAUUCCAAAAAAUAGCAAAUCCUAGAAGCAGCAGCGGACCGCACUAUUCUCAGCAUGUUUCCCAAACUCGCCAGACCUCCGAACUUUGACCGACAUCCGGUGAACACGACGCAAUUCUACAUAUAUCGGGGCAUCGUCUCACCGCGGGAGUCCAGGGAGGGGGAUAAUUCGAUAGUGUUCCUGGGGCAAGUCGGCGCGGCACAAAGCUUCCAUAUCGCAGAGACGCAGAGUAUCUGGGCCGCCGCGUACCUCAUGGGAAAGCUCAGGCUGCCGAGCGUGGAGGAGAUGGAGAUGGACAUUGCCCUUACUAAUGCCUGGAGGAGGAGGCGGUACCUCUCUGUUGGAGAGCGCAAGCUGACCUUUAUGCAUGAUGAACUUGCGGUAAUUUUCUCUCAACCCUUCGAGUGAUAUUUUGUGAUGCUAAGGUUUUUGUCUGUUUCUUUUUGGAACUAGUACGUGUCAAUGCUCCUCCGCGACCUAGGAAUCAAUCAUAAGCGCAAAUAUGGGAGGUUAAAAGAGCUGUUCCAGCCAUACUCGAAUAAAGAUUAUCGUGGGAUGUUGGAGGAGUGGAGGAUGAUACAGAAAGAGAGGGAGCAGGACGGGGAGACAGAGACGGUGUAUGAAGAGUCUCGUACAUCUUCUCCGGGCAUAGCCGCCCUUUGAGUCGUUUAUCAACGGAAAGCAUGGAAGUAGUGGAGGGGGUGGCGCAAACGUUUUAUCAGUAUGAUACUAUUGGUGGCAUUACUCGGGCGUGAUAUUAUUUUUCUACCCGAUAUUUGUUUUGUACAUAAAAGCUAGCAUUGUGGAUGGGCUGGACGGGGAGGGCCAAGGCAGAACACGAUAGGUGUGAAGAGAGAAAAUUUAACGACACAAAACCAAUCAAACCAGCUCUUUAUAGCGGUUGUACCAAUGUGAUCUCAAACAGCUUGGGAGGAAUCAGAGAUGGACCAAGCCAUGAUAACACAAGGCUCUCGCGCCCAACUCCUUUUACGCCUACAUGAUUGGCCACGUCCAUGAUACCUUGUAUCCCACUUUCAACCAACCAACUAACCAACCGAUAGCCAAACCAACCAAUUCAAUCACUGACCCAAUCCUGUACUCCAGUCCCACUACCCCAAACCCAACCAACGAGCGAAAUCCAAGCCCUCAAACCGCA